AUGGAAGGCUUGUGGUUGGUUUUAUUAACAUCCUCUGCAAGCAUUGCGGUCCAUGGAUUUAAGAAUUUCUUAUCAGAUCCAGACUUAAAGUUCCGAAAUUUCGCAACAAAGAUCGAUGGGCGAAGACUCAAUGGAAGCUUCGACAAAGAGUUGAAUGUGACAUCAGAAAUAUUUUGUCAAAUUGAAUGUGUGGCUGAUAGCCGAUGUUUCUCCUACAACUUAAUUCCGAUGUUAGGCAUGGAGAUGUUCGUUUGUCAGCUCAAUCAUGGAGAUAGAUUUGUGGGCCAUCAGAAUUUCACAGCCAAAGAUGGAGCAAUAUAUAGAGGAAUACAGGUCAGUAAUAAAGCGAGUUAAUGGAAUAUCAUGUAAUACUCUUAUUUAUACGAUUAGGAAGCCAGGAUUCCAGCAAAAAUAACACAAACUGCUUCAUUUUCACGAACGUAAUAAAGUUAGAAAGGUGCAAGAUCAUUAUAAUGGCAAACGUUUCGCUACACCGAAGUCCUCCUGCAAUGGGGAUCGUAUUAAAAAAAUUAAAAAAAUGGGGUUAGUGUAGAAUACCUCGAGAGUUUAACAGGGACUUGUUGGGGAAUUAAGCCCCAUUGUUGGGCGAGAGGUGCCCUUUUCUACUACAAACCGUUAUCUUUACAUCAAGUGGAUCGUUCCUUCUUUCAGGAACAUGUCUUCUUAUUGCUGAUCUUGACUCAUCCAGGUACAAGCAGAACUUCAAGCACAGCUUUUCUUCUUUUUUUAGAGCAUCUGUGAAAAAGAAUCACCUUGUGCCGAAGAUGAGAUAUGCAUUCCCGACUACGAAGAUGACACCAAUCAUUUCUGCAAAUGCAUAGGUUUAGGUAAGGCGUCCAGACACAUCUGGAUUAAUCCAAAAACGCAUUCCAGUUUUACAUUUUCUCCAGCCUGGCCUAAAGUCCAAACUCAAAUGGUAUUUAAAAUUGGUAAAGAAAACGAGCGGUCUCCAGGGUAGUGAAAUUUUAACCGCCUGUCACUGUACGGUUGGUGCAGUAGUUUUGUUGUUAUGGCAUAGAUACAAAACGACUGUGACGGCGAGAAACUCCAUUUUCAAUUUAUCGUUGUUAGUGUAAAGGCCAUCAAAGCUUAAAUAAAUUUAGCACAAAGUAAACUAUUCUCCAAGUCCUUGAUCUGAAGACAGUGCAAAGGAGUCAUUGCCUGUCUAAUCAGCACUUAUGCAAUUAGGCAAAAUUGAGACGUAAAUCGUCACAGUUUUUAUUCAAGACGAAAGGUUUACAGAGCUCAGUAGAAAAAAUUGCAUUGUUUUUUCAAUUUAAAGCCAAAAAAAAAGAUAAGAUAUUUAGGGGAGCAGUGAUCUCCACCCUUCACUCCUUCAUUCGAGUAAUUUUUGAUUAUUCAAUGGUCGUACAAUUUGAUAGAAGGUGAUAAGAGUAUUGAUUCCCUUUUCUCCUCUCUUGCACUCUUAGCUUAUUUAUGAUCUUUAAUGAUUUUUAGCGCUGUUUUGAAGCACAAUAGGACUACCGUAAAAGAACCAAAUCUGUUCAGUAACUUUUUUAUACAAGCUAAUUAAGGCGUGGAAUCUCUUGCUAGCUUCAGUGAAUAGCUCAUGCUUUUUAAUGCAGAAUGCUUUCGCCCAAGACAUUGUCACGAGCUUUACUUAAAUGGUUCCACGACUGAUGGAGUGUACUUGGUUUACCCUGACAACGAAGAACCCAUUAAAGUACUGUGUGACAUGACAACAGAGGGAGGUGGAUGGACAGUCUUUCAAAGACGAAUGGAUGGAUCAGUGGACUUCUACUUGGGAUGGGAAGACUACAGAAUGGGAUUUGGAAAUCUGAACGGGGAGUUCUGGUUAGGGAAUGAUAAUCUUCACCGUCUGACUGCAAAUGCUGAUAUGAUGCUCCGAGUUGAUUUGGAGGAUUACGAUGGUGUACGAAAAUAUGCCGAGUACAUGACAUUUUCUGUAGCUGACGCGAACGACAACUAUCAACUGACAAUUAACGGAUAUCAGGGCACCGCGGGUGACUCGAUGGUGACGUGUGUUCAGUCAGCUAAGUACGUACGUAGGGAUGUAAUUAAGGUGGCUCGAUAGGGUUUUCCAGUGUCAAUACCCCUUUAAGUUUGAGCAUAAACUACGUCGCCUUUUUACAAAAAUUUGGAGAAAUUUCCAUCACAGCUGUAUUAAAUAAAGAUGAAAAUUUGUUAUGAUCAGGGUUGCAAUGACAUCGGAGUUGACGUAGCAACGAAAUGACACCAUUGCCAAUUUUAAUUGCAGUCGUAUUUCUCGGCACUGGAAACUGCUCUUCCAAAAUCGUUAACCGGAAUUUUUUCCUCCAAUAGCCGCCUCGAUAUUCGAGAAGUUUAAGCGAAAUCUAUAAGAGCGUUAUCGAGAUAUUUUGGAAUGAAGUUUUGGUGGUCGAAAAUACAGUAACAACUGAACAAUCUUGAUGUUUGACCGUUAUCUGUAGAAAACGAAGCGUUUUGAAAUGCAGUAUCACCUCAUAGUAGUUUCAUUCUUUUUAAAAACUUGUGUGAAAGAACAUGAAGAUAGCUCUAACCGAUUGCUAGAAAGAAGGAUUUGAUUCAGUAUGUAUCGAGGCGCUCUUGUUAGCGAUUUUGUAAACAUUUUGAUUUACUUUAACAAAUAAGCGAAACCACUAGAUAGAUUUGUUUAAAAAACAUUGAGAUUUUCUCUAGAUUAACCGGCGUUUUAUAUGACCUUUGAGUUUCAAGAUUAUUAUGCUUACUCUCGGGAAUGAGUAACCGCGAGCGACCUGAACCGUCUGAAAAUCAGGCUACAUUUUCGCGGACAGAGAGUUUUUAUUGAGUGUUGAAUGAGGGAAGUUCGCUACGGCCUUCGAAGGUGAAAACUCACUUCUCUGCUCCCCUAUGUCUAGCAAACCAGAGCACCGACGAAACACAGUUUUAAACGAGCAUUCAUAGUAUACUUAUGAAACUCGGCUGUAAAUGCCGUGUUUCCUCGUACUAAUUUUCCCUUAAAAUGGAUACAUACCUACGGAAAAAUUGCAAUAUUGAUGGACUUUUCUCCCAUCAACUACAUCUCAUCAGAAAUUUUUUCGCCAUUACAUUAUGACCCCACCUGAGAGAAAACGGGGAAAAUCAAAGGCGCUUCUCGGUAAAACUAAUCUUCAAGGCAUGUUGGAUGCCAUGAUCUUGAAAUGGUAUGAACUGCAAGUUACUGGAAAUAUUGGGCGCUCAUUAGCCAAAAUUCAAUAAAAGAAUUGAACAUUCCGUUAUUAUGAUUACGACUUCACAAUGAGUGUAUUACAAACAUUAUCAUGAUCAUAAGAAAAUGACCGAUCAUUUUCUUAAGAUUAUGAUUAUGUUGAUAACAAGCUUCUUUAUUAAUAUGUUUUUAUACUUUGACCUAACAACCCCCGUCCCCCCCCCCCCCCCCAACGACUAAGAUUAUGAUCUUUAUGUCGCUAAUGGAACCACCUAGAAGCUAGAAACUUUGCACGUGUAGCACACUUUUUGGAACAUUUCUUUGCAGUCGUGGAGUAACUCCUAAUUCCUCGUUGUGUAGAGGAACGUUUGCAAACGACUUCAAAUUUCUCUUUUUCUUUUAAACUUGGAUUUUGUUUUUAGAAAUUCAACCCAAAGAGGGUUCGCCUACUUUUGGCGUAACUUAACUGAGAGAUCAGUUGAACUCACUGAACUCAUUUAAAACUUUUUAAAGAAGAACUGGAAUUCAUUACGUCAGUGAACUAAUAGAAAGCUCACACAAUGCUUUUUAUACAACCAUGCUGUUUAAUGCACCAAUCAAUGGUUUGCCCCAGGAUGGGGGGGCGGGCAACCCACGGGAAAUUUGACAUUUUCAGGUUUUCAAAUGUCAAUUUCCCCACCCUUGGGUCUCCAUUGUAAGUCAAAUUCCCACUCUUGGGGACCACAGGCCUUCAUAGUAGUUAAGCGAAAUGAUAGGCACUCACAACAAGUUUAUUGCAGCACUCCUCCAGACAGUAACAGUACUUGUUGGCAAAUGGUCCCCACCAAGUUUGUGCAUUUUCCUAAAUGAAGAAGGCAUAUUCUAGGUAUUUAAAUUCCAAUUUUUUUCAGCGCCACAAUUGAUUCACUAACUAUCCGGAUUCUGAAUUUCAUGGUCAUUGAAAAACUGUGACAUUAUCUUCUAUAAGCCCAAACUUGAGUAAACAUUGAAGAUUUUUAGCGUUUUGGCUGAGUUUGUGCUUUGGGAGUUGUCUAUUGUUUCUAGUCUGUCAUGAUACAGCAUUCUUGUUCAGCACGCGUGCAAUGACCGCGCUUGGUUGACUUCCGAAUGCUCACCGAGAUAUGAUAAUUUUGGUACGGUGAAAAUAGAAGGGAUUCCCGUCGCGCAACGUCUAGACAUGAGCACCCUCAGCGCUUUGUAUACUGCAGGAGGUACCCCAGGGAGGUACUCUAGGUUUCAAGUGACGGGGAUGAUCGAACGGAGCCAAAAGUCAAGACCCAAAAAAAUCCUUAGGGCUUCCAGCAAAACCCAAAAAAAUCCCUGGACCAAAAAUUAACCCCCAAAAAAUCCCAUGCCGAUUUGGUGGCCCUUAAAAGUUCCAGAAAGGGGUAAUGCUAUAACACAAAGAAAAACCUUGGAAAAUUAAACAACAGCAAAACACGUUUGUUUGUACUUUAUUCGCAGAACUACGCAGCCAGGGCACUGCCGAUUCUUUUUAAUACCCCCAAAAAAUCCCUACUCAAAUCAAGCUACAAAAAUAUACUUGCCAAAUUUUCGUACCCAAAAAAAUCCCGGAAUCGAAAAUUUCAAACCCAAAAAAAUCCUUCGAUCAUCCGCGUCACUUGAAAUCCCGAGUACCCCCCCUGGGGGAAUUAAAAGGGCUUUGCUAACAAUUUUAGCAUUACCUCUAAGCAAGACGAGCAAGAAGCACGAGAAUUGAUUAAAAAUGGUGAGUUUAACCUCUAUGUAUCACGCCAUCGCCUGUCUCACCGUAUCAAAAUUAUCAUAUCUCGGUGAGCAUUCGGAAGUCAGCCAAGCGCGGUCAUUGCACGCGUGCUGAACAAGAAUGCUGUAUCAUGACAGACUAGAAACAAUAGAAAACUCCCAAAGCACAAACUCAGCCAAAACGCUAAAAGUCUUCAAUGUUUACUCAAGUUUGAGGUUAUAGAAGAUAAUGAUGUCACAGUUUUUCAAUGACCAUGAAAUUCAGAAUUGUGGCCCUGAAAAAACUUGAACGAAAAAAAAACUACGAAUUUUUAAGAAAAUGAUUUUUUUAAACGCUGACAAACGUCAACAAAUAGCUAAAACUAUAAUAUCCAUAUGUUUGCAUUGCUCGAAAUCGCGCGCAUUUACAAGGCCCUAAAGCUUUUAGGGCUUGAUCUAUAUUGAUCUAUAUUUUAUCCAUGCUAUAUGUUAGACUUACGAUCAAAGCCGUAAAGGUGGGGAUACCAGAGAGCGUCAAAUUAGGAUUUUACCCUCACAAAAUAACUGGUUCGGGUCACCUUAAGGGCAGCUAUUACAGCACCUGAAAAAAGACCAAGAGGUUAAAACGUAUUUAAGAUCUCUCGUAAGAAAUUAACCACCCAAGCUAGACCAGGGUCAAUGGGUUGAAUGAGUGGUCGCUGUCAGAGAGUCGUUAUUGACCCAUCGUGCCUCUUGUUUGUCCCAUAUAGAGAGUUAGAUUUAAUGAAAACACUGUGACACAGGAGCUAUGAGUUUAGUUUUAGUCAUUUUCUGAGAAGACUAGAAGAAGUGCCUAUUUUUGAAAGUCGAGCAAAGCAAGCUCUUUGGCCUCCUUGUCUUAAUUAUUUGAAGACCCUAACCAAUUGUUGGUCCGGCCGAAAAUCGAACUAGGGUCUACUUCAACACAGUCAUGCAUACAGACCAGCUCGAUAAGUUGCUUUUAUAUGAAAAAGUGAAUUUUAACGUUAAAAACUUGUGUUAGUUUUCUAUGCGUUUCCCAGUGUAAUGAAUAAUAAGUUUUUGAUAAAUCAGAAUUAAUGGAUAUCAAAUAUCGCAGUUGCUGAUUUUGUAAGGAGAAUUGUGUUUUAAUAAUUCAUCUUUGUUUCUUUAGGAACAUGAUGUUUACAACGCAAGAUCGAGACAAUGAUGUGAAUUCUGGAGCAAAUUGUGCGGUUUUGCACAAAGGAGGAUGGUGGUACAAGAAGUGCCAUUGCUCUAAUCUCAAUGGUUUGUACCAAGGAGGCUCUCACCCACAAGGCGUCGUGUGGUAUUCAUUUAGUAGCCAGUGGUAUUCCCUGAAACACGUGGAGAUGAAAUUUCGGCCUAAUUGA
Porites lobata is the source of this 6246-nucleotide messenger RNA. The record is from the annotation of a GenBank genome assembly. Lineage: Eukaryota; Metazoa; Cnidaria; Anthozoa; Scleractinia; Poritidae.